Molecule: messenger RNA, 3043 nt
Organism: Sabethes cyaneus
Lineage: Eukaryota; Metazoa; Arthropoda; Insecta; Diptera; Culicidae
Gene: Ndf
Product: cytokine-like nuclear factor N-PAC
Exons: 8
Coding region: 391-2070 (559 amino acids)
Molecular function (GO): NAD binding; NADP binding; oxidoreductase activity, acting on the CH-OH group of donors, NAD or NADP as acceptor
Source: RefSeq, a predicted model, not a curated record
GCAGCUUUGCAUUCCCGUAAGCGUCGGUUUGUGCGGCUUCUUUUUGCGUUCCGAGUCAAAAUAUUAGUGUUAUUUUAAUAUAUAUGAGUCCCUUUCUGGGCGCAAGUGGCCGUUGCUUGGGGCGUAAACUUUAUUUAGAGUGAAAAGUGCUAAUAGUUUUUGGAGAAAAGUCUAUAGCUUUGCAACUCUGGUAUCAUCUGCUGGCUUGCGUGUGGAGGAUUUUCCGCGCGGCUUCUGGGUGCUGUUUUUUAAAUAUAUUUUUACUGGGCGAAUAAUUCCUUCCGGAUUACGGGAAUUGUGAUUUUCCGCAUAGUGAUCGGUGUAUGCUAAUAUAUCUGAUAUUAGAAGAUAUUUUUCGUGACCCACCACAGGAAAUAGAAAACCAGCAAAAUGACAGAUGGUAAAGGAUAUGCCGUAAACGAUCUCGUUUGGGCCAAAAUGAAGGGUUUCUCGCCUUGGCCAGGUCGUAUUUCACAACCACCACCAGAGUUGCGCCGCAUAGCAGUGAAGAAAAACAUUCCUGUAAAAUGUAUUUUCUUCUUUGGCUCGAAUAAUUACGCUUGGAUCGAAGAAACUCAAAUUAAACCAUAUCAGGAGUUCAAAGAGAAACUCCUUAUGUCGUGCAAAUCAGCCGGAUUUAAGGAAGCAGUACAACAAAUCGAAGAAUAUAUUGUAAAUCCGCAAAAGUUCGAACCAUUGUUCUCCUCGGAACAGGAGAAUCGACCUGAUCCAGAUGUCGAGUUCAAUAAACUGCGCGAAGCAGCAGAUGAAAGUACUGCGGAGGAAGUGUCGUUCAACAAUACGACACCAAAAUCACCCGUAACUGGCGACGCCGCCCCGACAACACCGGUGACGGGUAAAAAAUCCGCUGCCAAAAAGAAAGUACGUGCUUCGUUGCCCAUCAAAUUAAAUGUGGAUAAGGUAGCGUCUACGACGAAGGUUCGCUCGAUAGGAGCAAAGGCUAAAGCAGCAGCAAUCGAGGCGGAUAUCGUUAGCAGUACGCCUUCGCCCAAACGCAAGCGGAAGGCUCUAAAUGAUUCAACGGAAGUUUCUUCAUUGGAUUUGGACACUUUUUCACCAGUUCGACGCAACGUACCGGUGUCCCAUUUGCUGAAUCGUCCGGUGACGGUAGCCCGCCCGGCUACGCCGGAAAUAGACAUGUCUAGUGUUUCGAAUGCAUUGCAAUCGCGAAACAUUCAAGCUUCAACGCUGAAGUUCGGAUUUUUGGGACUUGGAAUAAUGGGAUGCGGAAUUGUGAAAAAUCUACUGAAUUCCGGGCAUUCCGUUGUCGUUUGGAACCGGACCGCUACCAAAUGCCGAAAGUUCCAAGAGGCGGGAGCUGAAGUAGCGGAUACUCCUUCGGACGUAAUCGAGAUGACCGAUGUGACCUUCUCUUGCGUGUCCGAUCCGCAAGUGGCCAAGGAUUUGGUUUUCGGUAAUUGUGGUGUCAUGUCAGCCAACCUGGUUGGUAAAGGUUAUGUUGAAAUGACCGGUGUCGACCCGGAAACUUCACAAGACAUCGCCGAACAGAUCAUCUCUAAAGGCGGGCGGUAUCUGGAAGCACAAAUUCAAGGAUCGAAGAACCAAGCCGAAGAGGGCACACUGAUAAUUCUGGCCGCCGGCGAGCGGUUGCUUUUCGAAGAAUGUCAAACCUGCUUCGAAGCGAUUUCGCGCAACUCUUUUUACCUGGGGGACGUCGGCAAUGCAACCAAGAUGAACCUGGUACUGCAGACGAUUUCCGGCGUUACACUCGCCGGAAUCGCUGAAGGAUUGGCUUUGGCCGAUCGAGCGGGACUGCAGCAAAAAGAUGUCUUGGAAGUACUUGAACUUACAAACAUGUCAUCGGAGAUGCUUCUUCAGAAGGGAAAUGCAAUCAUAAAGGGCGAAUUCCCCACGCACCAGCCGCUGAAGCACAUGCAGAAGGACCUCAAACUAGCACUGGCUAUGGCCGACGGACUCGAACAGUCGCUGCCGAUUACGGCCGCUUCUAACGAGGUGUACAAGCAUGCGAAGCGUCUGGGGUACGGUUCGCACGAUGCCAGUGCCGUGUACGUGCGAGCAAGGUUUUAACAGCGACCGUCCGGGAGGCGCGAAUCCGAAUGAAUAUGAAUGAAAAAAAAAAAAAAAAAGAAAACGCGCGACGCGAGGACAAGCGAAACCGUGCGGAAAAGAGUUUUUAGUGGUAGUUAUCUUGUUUUCUUUUUGUAGCAAAAAGGAAGCUUUCUUUUUUGGCACUCGCGCAUGGAUGGAACAGAUUUUACCGAUGAACAUAGGAACCAUACUACUAACUGACGAUGUGAGAGUCGGUACUCAUUUCAUGGAAAGUAACUACUUUUUUUCAAUAUUCACACAAGUUUUCUUUUGCUGAGUCAAACACAUCAAAACCUACACUCCCGCACGAACGCAUGCGAGUACACCAAUAUUUCAGGAGUAAGUAAAAGCACAUAAUCUUAAAGGGGAAUUUCGAACGCUAGGACCAGGCCGGAUACAAAAUUUUAUUUCCUUCAGAGCAAAAAGGAAACGCGUCUCCUCUGACCAGCACCUAAUACGUUGCCCAUAUAUUUUACAUAAGUUUUUUAAAAUGAGAAAUAAAUUCGAUCAGAAGAGUUCAUCUACACUUUUACGUUGUUUUUCCUUCCUAUAUUUGAUUUUUAUUGCAAAAAAAAAACGAAAGCUUAUUUACGGUUUUAGUGGUUAAGUAAUUAAUUUAGGAAAUAUUCGUCAAAGUCCGGAAAAAAGCGAAUAGUUUUUCGCUCAUCUUUCAGUUUAGUUUUUGGGCGAACAAUGUUAAAAAGAAUAUAUAUAAAAAAAGGUGUCAUUUUCUGUGUAUCCGGUAACUUUAAAUUGUAGGAAGUAUUCGUGAAUGAAAAAUAGAGCAAAUAAAAAAUGCAAGCUGAUAGAAGAAAACUAAAGUCAGACAAGAAUUUAUGAGAAGCUCGCAAACUGUUUUCUUAAGUUGAUUUUGUCAAAAUAGAAAGCAAACAAAGAAACAAACCGCAUAAUGUGGAUUUCUAUUUUUCGUGGAAACAGUGACCGUAAUAAA